This is a messenger RNA of Adineta ricciae, 216 nucleotides long. Lineage: Eukaryota; Metazoa; Rotifera; Eurotatoria; Adinetida; Adinetidae. The record is from the annotation of a GenBank genome assembly.
AUGGGUAAUCAUCAUUCAUCAAGAUCUAGUCUAUCAAGUUUGGAUAAAGAUGAACUUCCAAAGAGAAGACAUUCAUUUUCACGAGCAAUACAUCAUUUGAAAGAAAAACAUCCGCAUAAAGAUUUCGACAUUACCCCAGAAGAAUAUGAAAAACUUAAAAAUGCAACUCGUCGAGCAUCAACUUCGAUAUAUUAUCCUUCAUUAUGUUAUCCGUGA